Messenger RNA from Uranotaenia lowii, 8546 nucleotides. RefSeq names its product high affinity cGMP-specific 3',5'-cyclic phosphodiesterase 9A. The transcript has 12 exons. The record is from RefSeq and is a predicted model, not a curated record. NCBI's taxonomy places the organism in Eukaryota, Metazoa, Arthropoda, Insecta, Diptera, Culicidae. Gene Ontology annotation, molecular function: 3',5'-cyclic-GMP phosphodiesterase activity. Gene Ontology annotation, biological process: cGMP catabolic process. Bases 3196 to 7464 code for a protein of 1422 amino acids.
UUGGAGUCAGUUGCCGCCGAACGUUUGCCGAGUGUAGUUAGUAGUUGCUCUUUUGCUGUAAUUUGAAGAGGGCCCUCUGAGAAGAUGUGUCGCCAAAGUGCGUUUUGGGGGGUGCUACCCUGAGUGGAUCCUGCUGGUUUGUGAAGGAGGUGUUUGUGAGAGGGUGGCUGCAUAGAAGACUUGAACAGCAGCAGCAGCAGUGAUUCUGGGUAUCAGUCAUUGUGCAGUUUUGUGGAACGGGAAGCUCGGAACGCGGAACAAAGUUGAUGUGUUGGGCUUUUUCCAAGUGGAUUCUAACGUUGGAUUUUUACGGCCGACUGCUCGGUGUAUUGGUGAGUUUAGAAUUGGCUCAGCUGGAGCAGUGUGUUCCCGAAAAAUAGAAGAAAAAAAGCAACAUUCGCUAGAAGAUGGCAACAAGUGGCGCGCGUUGACCUAAUUCUGUUUUUGCUUGCCUUUAACCUUCACCCACCGAUCCCCGGAAGAACCUCACCGAGGAAAACUGUAUACGAUUGGAGUGGAAGCUAAGCUCAUCCCCCCUUUCCUGAGCUAGCUUUCGGGUGGUAUUUUGCCUAUGAAAAUUUUCACCUGCCGGGCUUCGGGAAACCAUUUCUCUGCACCUGAUGUUGACGAUGAGGGAAGGUCAACAGUCAGCUCCUUCAAAUCUCUCAAGGAAGCCUAGAAUCCCCACUGUGUCUACUGUGCUGUCUGUGUUUCUCACCAGCAACUGAAGGAAGCUAUCGGCCUUCACCAAGUGAGGGACAAAACACAAACACGACCUAGAGGUGACACCCACCCAAUCCAUAGAUUAACAGCAGCAGGAUGCAUGCAGUCAAGUGCGAUAAUUGCGAGUGUAUCCGGAAAUAGAGUCCAGCAACGACGAAUGGUGCCCCGUUUUAUUAUUGGUUUAACUUUAUUGGGAAAAAUAUUACACGGUCAUUUGGUCGAGCAUAACCUAGUCUAGUAGAAGCUAGCCGAGGUACCGAUCGACUGUAAGUGUAUUUUUAUGAGUGCGUCGUUCCCCCCGAAGAAAAGAAAAUUGAUUGAAUUAAGAGGCCAUCCCACAUGGAACGGCUCGGAAGCUAAAUACUAAAGUGAGGGUGCUUCCAUUAGUUUGUUUACCAAAUUUACGAGACACACUUGCUACGUUAGAAAGUAAAAAGGAAAAAAAAGUACACACACUCAUCUAUACAAAGCGAGUUUAAGUGCUUCUGAUAAGAAAGAAGAAAAAAACAACUUCGAGAAAUGUAAACGGAAUUGUGUCGCCAGGACCUCCCCCCCUCGCUUGAAGUGUAGAGGCUGACCGAUUGCUAGCUUUUGGGUGAACAAAACGGCGGUAUUAACAAAUAAGUGGAUUUUUUCUUCUUCCCUUUGGGGCAAAUUAUCGGCUAAUCAUCGUCGGCUCGGCUUUUAGACACUUCGUUAGUGCGGGGUGUUAGUUUGAUUGUAAUCCCCUGCCGUUGUCGUCGUCUUUCGUGUGGAGGUCUACAGAAAAAAGUGACCCAGGAACGUCUCCAGCGGCCUCACAAAACGAACUAAUGCACCAAAUAAAGAAGCACCAGGCAGCGGAGGAAGACGUGUAAGCUAAAGAGAAGGAAGAAACCUACGUUCCUGUCACUCACUAAUUCAGAAGCCAAAAAGCAGAAAUAGGGAAUUCAGUUGCCCCCCCCCCAUUUUCAAACGGAAACGGAAGGGGUGUGCCAAUGGGUGGUGGGUCACCUUGUGCUAGUGCGGCUCCAUAAAUGUGUGUUGUAUUGUGGGAUCCUUUGAAGUGCUUGUGCGGUGUAUGAAGGAACCAGGAGGCGGGGUCACACCGAUUCGCGGCUGCCGGCUGCCCUCUUCUUAAGUGAACGGAAACCAAGAAAGGAUAAUAAAGGCGCUGAGGGAGUGAAACCCAAGAAAAAAAGUCAAAGUCUCCUAUCCUCCACCUUCUAUUUUGAUCGGGGCCAACCGAAGGAAGUGGCAAAUUACAGGGCAGAAGUGAAUUCCCGGAUGGGUUUUGUGUCGGUCGGCCUGGCUCCCGGGGAUGAGAUUCUUUUGAAAACGGAAGCAUAUUAACGGAUGCCGGAAAGUCGUCGCUGCCAAGAAGUAAAAAUCUCCGGCAUUCGCUUUUUCCUUCUUCUUUUUUCGUGUCGUCGUCGUUAUUGCCGUCGACUUUUUUUUUCGUCGCCCUCGGUCUCAGCAAGCCAAGCCGUGUGGAUAGUGUCAAAGUUGUGGGGAAAAAUUACAGAGUGUCAGUGGCACGAGGAAAAUUGAGGGAAAAUAAUGUUGAUUUAUAACAAUUUCAUCGCUAUUGAGAUCGCCGGUGCCAAAGGAAGAGAAACAUAGAGAUUUUGACCCGGCCAUCAUCCCAUCAUUCAUCGUCAAGCACCCGGAGCAACGGUGGAGCAAUCAUGAGCCGGGAAAAUCUUCCGCCAUCCUGGGAAAAGCGGCGGCACAUGGGCUAGAUAAUACACAAGUGACAAGCAGCAGCCAGUCAGUCAGUUAGUGACUCGUGCGUCCGUCUGAAGAAGUCUGAGCAAAAAAAAAAAUAAAAAAUACACAAUAUAAAAAGUAAAUCAAGCAAAAGUUUGUCCGGCAACUUACCGAGACCGACAGGAGAAAAAAAAACUUGGGUUUGUAGCUCCGGAGAAGAAAAUUUGUUCGGGAAAGAAAGUAUCUUCCACUUUACUGUAUAUCUGGUACAUCGUGUAUCUGUGGGUGUUUAGCUGUGAAUGUAAUUUAAUGUUAAUGUGUUUGGUGAAAAUUUGAAGAUUUUGCACAAAAAAAAAGUUAGAAACGACUGUGUUAAUUAGCACAAAGAAGAAUUCGAUAAGUUUUCAAAGCAGAAACUUGUUCAACAAUCGCAAAGAAAAUCGGGUCUGGGAGUGCUGAACGAAAAAUUUCCAUCGACUGGGAAACGAACUUCAUCAUUAGCUAAGAGCUUAAUUCGAGAUCCCUUCUGUGGCCAACCAAAUUGAAGAUUCCUCACACGUGGAGCAGACGAGACGGCGCUGAAAGACUCACAUCAAACCUGCUGAAAUUCAUACGCUAGCGCCCUUGAAUGACUGACCGCCGCACCUGCUAUCGAAACCACCGACCAACGGGCUUAGCAUUGGCCAACGCUGGAACAUCUCCACCCACGCCUCGCUUGAUCACGUCCGGAUUCCGGGCCCUCCUGGUGGCGGCAUCGCACCCGGAUCACCAGCACCAGCGCGAAUGUACCACAAGGCAAGGGCCGGCCACUGCGGAGUAGAUGUGAAGCUGCUGGCCGACGUCGGAUACAUAGCGGAUCGAUUGCGCAGCCUUGAGCAGCGCUGGGAGCUGGCCGAGCUGAAAGACAUCCACAAGCGGAUCGUGCUCGGUCUGGAAGAACAUCCGGUGAAUGUGGUGCGAGCCAUCCAGAGCGAUCAGCUACGACCGGUGCAAUCGGAUCUUCACGGCCGUUCCCAGCUACAGCAGGAAGUCGAGCGAGCAGCCGAAGCGAGCCACGCAGUGGAAGCGAUCAAGCGCCAGCAACGGAUCGAGAACAGACGCCACUCAUGUAACGACAACGGCGACAUCGGCCUCUCAAACGAUGAACAGCUGCAAACCAAAUUAGCGCAAUUAGAAGAUUUUCUCAUCACAUUCUACCGUAGUUACGCCGAGGUACGGCGAGCAAGCCAAAAAUCCAAAAAGACUAAGAAACAGCGCGACUCGGGAUCACGCAAGAAGGUAUACCCAUUCCUGCCGUCUUCAUCAUCCACAUCAUCUUCAUCGCGAAAAGCGUCGAGCGAAGUCGACGGACUUCGAACCAAGUGUGAUAGCCAGUGUGCCACCAAGAGCGAACCCGCCAAAGAGCCAAAGCAACAAUCAUUCACUACAUCGCAGGCCGAUCGUACUAUGAACCAGGAUCGCGAACUCGAAGAUCCUAAUCUAGCAACAGCAGCAGAAGAAGCAGCAACAGCACAACAACAGCCCACAGUAGACCCACUACGAGAAACAACCGCUGACCAAUCGAACCAAGGUGACGAAGACAAUCAUCAAGGUGAUGCCAAACAGAACUCUCCUGCCAAAACGAUCAGCAACGGAAACAGCGUAUCAACGACCCCACAGCGAACGAGCAGCGAAGCAACCACCAAUACCAAUACCAAAGAAGAGGACGACGACGAUACGACCACGACGACGACGACGACGGUGGCCACAACAGCGAGUCAACAAACUGUAAUCAAUGCAGACGAACAGCAGGAACAGCAGCUGCAGAACCAACAACAAUCAACGACGGAACAACAGAAGCGACCGUCACUGGAUGCACCGACCUCGUCGCCCAUUUCGUCAGCUCGGAUCACCUACACCGGUUGCGAUGGGGACAGUACCGAACCGGACGAGGAGGAAGACGACGACGACGAUGACGAUGUGGGUACUACGGGUGCCGGUGGGGUCGAUACCGGCAGCGGCGGCGGCGGCAACGAAGCCUGUGGUCGCAACAAGCUGAGAAAGCGAAUCUCCGAGCUCACGAACAACGUUGCCAACGCCAAGCAGUUCCAGCAGCUGUGCGACAACAUCGACGCGAUCAACGACGUGGAGCUGCGGGCGCUGAUACGGGAGCUGAAGCGGAAGAUCGAGUUUGCCGAACGGAUGAAUUGGAUGUGUCUCUCGAGUCGUCCACGGGGUCCUCCUCAUCGCAAGACCAGCCUUCCGAAGCACUCGGACGUGAAGAAGCGCUUCCUGGAGAUUGCCGAUACGACCCUUUCGGAUGAAGUAAAGGCCGCCCUCCGGCUUCCGGCCUUCGAUUCCUACGAAUGGGAAGACUGGGACGUGAUCCACCUGAUGCAGACGAUGUUCGUCGAGCUCAAUCUGGUCGAGAAGUUCGAAAUUCCCCGGACAGUUCUCCGCGAAUGGCUCUACGAGGUGUACAAACAUUACAACGAUGUGCCCUUCCACAACUAUCGGCACUGUUUCUGCGUGGCUCAGAUGAUGUACGCCAUCACCUGGCACACGAAUCUGGUGCAGCGCCUGGGCGAGCUGGAGGUGCUCAUUUUGCUGGUAUCCUGCAUCUGCCACGAUCUGGACCAUCCUGGGUACAACAACAUCUACCAGAUCAACGCGCGGACCGAGCUGGCCCUGAGAUACAAUGACAUCUCGCCCCUGGAGAAUCAUCACUGUUCGAUUGCGUUCCGGCUGCUGGAGCAUCCGGAUUGUAACAUUUUUAGGAAUAUGGACAAAGAGCUGUACAAAGACGUUCGUGAGGGGAUCAUACGCUGCAUACUGGCCACCGAUAUGGCUCGCCAUAACGAAAUUUUGACACAGUUCCAAGAGGCUACACCGAUAUUUGACUUUAACAAUAAGGUUCACACGAAUUUACUCUGUAUGGUGCUAAUCAAGGUGGCGGACAUCUCGAACGAGGCCCGCCCAAUGGAGGUGGCGGAACCGUGGCUGGAUCGACUGUUGCAGGAAUUUUUCGCCCAAAGUGCUGCGGAAAAAUCGGAAGGUCUUCCGGUGACGCCUUUCAUGGAUCCGGACAAGGUCAGCAAACCGGGCAGCCAGGUUCGGUUUAUCGGGCUAGUUUUGUUGCCGCUGUUUGAGGCUCUAGGAGAACUACUUCCGGAACUGACCGAUAUGAUCAUCAUGCCGGUUCGGGUUGCGCUAGAUUAUUACAAGAAACUAAACGACGCCGCCCAACGGAAGCGACGUUCAAUCGCCGAGGAACUUUCCUCCGAAAACAACAGCACGGGAACGAUCGGAACCGGAACCGAUAGGACCACAACCGGCGGCAGCAGCGGAGCCGGGGGAGUGCUGAGCAGCAGUGGAACCCCAGGUGGUGCUGGAACCGGUAGUGGAACAGGGGGUGGUGGUUCAGCGACUGGAUCACCGCAGCUUCCACGAUCCCAGAGUGGUAUCAGCGUUAAGUCCAGACGUAGUAUCCCAUCUCAGCUAUCCGCCUCUAGAACUUCCAUUGACGAGUGCUUUCUCAUUACAGCGGAGCUGCACGAUCUUCCCGAGGGUAGCGAAAGCGGGGAUUCCGAGACGGCCACCGAAGUGGAUGUCGCGGAGAAAACGUCCAAGUUCAAGGUGGACACCGAGAGCAGCCACCGGAAGCAGUCCCAUCCGAGUUCGCGCAAGGGGAGCCGCGAGAAACGGCCGUCGAUGAUCGGCGAGUACUACACGACAGGUACACGCAUUCGUGGCUCCCACGGCAACAUUCAGCAUACUAAUCGAACGUAUUUUGGUUCAAAUCGCGCCAUUAGCUUAGACCAGUACUCGAACAGCCGCCGCAUGUCCGACGGGAUCCAGAUACAGACGGUCGUGUCCGACAACAGCGUGUACUAUCACCAGCGGCAGCACCGCAGUCUGGAGCACGAUUCCAAUGUUGGAAUAAUGUACUCGUCGUCGGACAAAAGUACCAGCUUGAACAGUACGAACGAACAGCAACAGCCGCCAACGCAAUCGCAGCCGCCCCACAUUCAUGGACCGUUUCAAUCUAGUCACCAUGCGCACUUUCAUCACCUUCACUACCAACAGCAGGCGGCGGCUGCCCUCCAUCAACUGAGGGCGGUGCAAGACUGUGAGAAUAUGAACUUUUGCGUUUCGACGGCGGCUGCGGCUGGUGCAACGACGGCGACGGCUGCUUCUGGCAAGUUGUGUGCUAGUAGUGUGAACAAUAACAAUAAUAGUAGUAGUAACAAUAACAAUAAAAGCAUUAGCAAACGGAUGAACUGGAGCCAGCAGCAGAAGCUGGAGAAGAUCCGGAAUGCUAGUAACAUCAAUAACAAUGCGGGCGGCGGCGGAGGAAGUGGUGGAGGUGGCGGCUGUGGAAGUGAGAUGGGCGGCAAGGAGGGCGUGGUGGGCGGCCAAUCCAGUGGCAAGGGCGGUGAAGGUUUGAACGGAACCAAUGGGAGCGCGUCGAAAUCAAUCAUAUCAAGACUGAGACAACUGACUGGAAGAUUGAGCUUUAACUUCGACUCGAAGGAAUCGAAGAAGAUGCAGAAAAUGACUGCCGUCGUUGGAGCCGAUGAGGAGGCUAAUGAACCGCACCUGGAGGGUACCGGGAAUGGAGGCUGUGGACCACAAGGCAAGAAGGCCCGGGUGCUGGAAAAAUCAAAAACUGUGGAUGUUGGGGGAUCGGUGGCCGUUUGUGGUGGAAGUGGCGCGGAUUAUUGCUGCUCGGGAGGCGUGAUCGUUAGUCAACCGAAGUCGAUUUCACCAAUAUUGAUGCACCAUCGAAACAGCGAUAUUAUUAGUACGAUCAAUGCCGCCCGGAGUAGGGCGUACAGUUUGGAUGUGCCAAUACCGCGGAAUUGUUGUCGGAGUUUGAGUGGAAGUACGGCAGGUGGUGGCGGAUCAAGUUGUGGUGGAAGCCACAAAAGUUUAACCUUUUCGCUGAACAAAUCGCUCAAUGAGGAAGGCAAUGAUGCUACGAUCAGCAGCUCAGGAGGUGGCGGCGGUUUGCGGCAACCGCCUCAGGAUGACAGUAACAAGUGUGAGGGUAGCAUAGGCGAAACCAUUUGACAACACCCGUACGAGCCAUCGUUGCAGGGUAUCCUGCUCGCGUCGAGUUCUCUGCAGACUGAUUCUCCGACACCUCCUCCAUCGCAGCUUUUGCUUCAGGCUAGCAGCAGCUCCGGCGGAAGUCACUGCCCCUUGCAGCAGCUGCAGCAACACCAUCAGCAUCAGCACCUGCAUCACCACCAUCAUCAUCCGUGCCAGCAGCGAAGGCAAUCAUCGCAGGACUUCGGCAAUGCCGGUGGAGGUGCUUCUGGCGGUAGCGUUGGAGGAGCAGGAGCAGGAGGAACUGGAAGUGCUUCGCUGAGGGCUCCGUACGCCGAAUCGGAGUCGAUCUCGUCCAAACACACCUCGGUACUGGCUAGCUACUGGAUGUGUCUGACGGAACGGAUGAGCUCACUGAUCUGCAAAUGCUGCGAACGGACCCUUCCGCCAGCCGAGAGCGUCUGAAAGCGGGAGCAAAUCUGGACCACGAUGUGCUGUGAUUGAUUAGCUGGCUGAAGAUCUAUCUGAGGAACUCGAAUGAUCUGCUUUUCUUAAGUUUGCGUUUUUUAAAGAUUUCUUUUAAUUUUUUAUUCGUUUAAAUUUUAGAUUGACUGAGUGCUUUUACUUUUUUUUUAAAUAAUCUAUUAUUCAAAUAGAAUUUCUAUUUAACAAAUUUUUUAACAAAUUCUUUCGCAUUUCUUUCGUUUCAAAACUUCUUUUAAGAAUUUUUCUAUUGUUUUCACUUAUCCCUCAGUUAUCGUUACAGGUGAGUUGCAGAUUUCAAAUCGAGCGGAAUUCCUGUUUGUUAGGCUCAAUGUGUGAAGUCACAUUCUGUGUCUAGAUAUUGUUUAGAGCGUAGACAAACUAACAUAUUUAAAAGAACCAAAAGACCACAGAUAUACUACCACCAAUACAACAUUAAUCUGAACUAAGCCACGUUGUAAGUCGUGAAUAUGGAAACCGAAAAAAAAACAGCAGCAGCAUUUUUGAAACAAGCAACAAAGAAAUAAUAGUUAAUAAAUCAAUUUCCUGCUACUCUAACAAUAACAAAGUACUUAAUCUGUGAAGAAAGAUUCGGUUUCCGUCUCGAAGGAACCAAACUG